This is a messenger RNA of Penicillium angulare, 963 nucleotides long. RefSeq lists its product as uncharacterized. Lineage: Eukaryota; Fungi; Ascomycota; Eurotiomycetes; Eurotiales; Aspergillaceae. The coding region runs from base 1 to 963 and encodes 320 amino acids. Gene Ontology annotation, cellular component: mitochondrion. The transcript is spliced from 3 exons. The record is from RefSeq and is a predicted model, not a curated record.
AUGGCCUCCCCAAUUUACCUGCCUAGGUGCAAAGUCACAAACAACAAGUACCUGAACUCGGUUAUAGCACAAACAUUUACGCAUCCACCUCGCCAAUCCCGGCCCUUUUCCCAGACAUCGCAACAAUGGGCCUACAAAAACAUGAACUUUUCGCCCAAGAACUCCUCAGGGCCCUCGAUGAAGGCUCGCUCAAGGGAAGCUCUUAAUGGACAGUUACCAAAUGAUAUUGGGCUUCUACCGGGAACUUUCGUACGGCCCUUGUGGAGAGAUCUGCCUUCGGUUUUCCAGAGUCCACGGGAACGCUGGCAGGUGGAAUGGGCUUGGAUACGUUCCUCAUUCCAAAAUUUAAUGGGUCUGAUUAUCUAUUGCAAGAAAGAUAACACUUUUCCGUUAUUGUUGAGGGAACGACGGAAAAUCGCACGUCUUCUGUAUGACGACAUGUACACUGCUUUUGCACGUGUUGUCAGGGGUGAUUCUUCCGGGCUUCGUCGUCUUUGCGGAGAUGGCCUUUCCAAAACCCUCUUAAAGCAGAUUGAAAGCCGCCCCCAUAACCAAAAGGUCUCCUGGAAGCUCGUCAAAUGGAUUCGCGGGCCGAGUACCUGCUUCACCGGUAUCCGUGUUAUGUCAGACCGCGCAACCUCACUACCCGAAAUUGCCAACUCCGGCAUCCGACAGAUCGUGUUGCGAGUGACUUCACGGCAGUCUAUGAGCAAGAUUACACCAUCUCGCGAGAGGACACCUGGGGGAACAGAAGUCGAGGCCCCUACCAAAGAACAAAAUUGUGAAGAAUAUGUUGUCAUUCAGGAGAUCCGUUGGAACGGCACUAGCAGUGGUUGGCGGGUCUGGGGCUACACGAAGCCUACUGAUCUUGAGACUUUGAACAGUGAUCCUUAUUUCGCACCGGGUCUAUCCCCUAUGGAACGGAUUGAUGCCAUGAAGAAGACCAUGGGUGGCGAUCAGUAA